ACCACCAUCACCAUCACCAUGUUGUUAUUGUUGGCGUCAGUGGCAGUGAUCGGCGGAGCAUGGUGGUUGUGGACGGUGGUCCAGUGGGUCUGGCUGAGACCCAAAGCCAUCGAAAAAUGUUUGAGGAAACAAGGUCUCAAUGGCCCGCACUACAGAUUGUUGCAUGGAGACAUGAACCAGAUGGCCACCAUGGCUCGACAAGCCGCUGUGAAUUCCAAACCCAUAAGCUUUUCCGACGACUUCCUCCCCAUCAUUCUUCCGUUCCACCACCACAUCAUCCAAACCUACGGUAAAAAUUCAUUUGCAUGGAUGGGACCAACUGCUAGGAUCAACAUCAUGGAUCCUGACCUAAUCAAAGAGGUUUUAGUCAACAAUAAGGUUUACAAGAAACCAACUCCAAACCCAUUGGUAAGGUUCCUCGUUUCAGGAAUUACCAGCUAUGAGGACCAAAAAUGGGACAAACAUCGCAAGAUUCUAGCACCAGCUCUUACACAAGACAAGUUGAAGCAUAUGUCAUCAGCCAUGUACACAAGUUGUUUCGACAUAUUGGUGACCGAAUGGUCAAAGUUGGUUUCUGAGAAGGGUUCAUGUGAAUUAGAUGUACAACCUUAUAUCGAUGAUUUUGCAAGUGAUGUCAUCUCUCGAAACGCGUUUGGGAGUAGCUACGAACAAGGUAGAAGGAUAUAUCGGCUCCAAAAAGAACAAGCCGUGCUCACACGUGAAGUUCUACAGUCAGUAUACCUCCCAGGACGAAGGUUUUUACCUACCAAAACAAACAAGCGAAUGAAGGAAAUCGACAAUGAGUUGCGAUCCAUACUGAACAAGGUCAUGGAGCAAAAGGAGCUUGCGAUGGUAUCGGGGAAAAGUGAUAAUGAUCAUGAAGAUUUACUAUCAUUGUUGUUGAAAUCAACAGCUAGAGCAACUGGGGAUAUGGGGAUGAGUGUUGAAGAGGCGAUUGAAGAGUGUAAAUCGUUUUAUUUCGCUGGGCAAGAGAGUUCUUCAAAUCUAUUGGUUUGGACCAUGAUCUUGUUGAGCCAACACCCGACAUGGCAAACAAGAGCACGGGAGGAAGUUCGCAAAGUUUUCGGACACAAUAAACCGAAUUACGAAGGGUUGAGUCGCCUCAAAGUUGUAACAAUGAUUCUAUACGAGGUUCUUAGGCUAUACUCACCCGCAACCAUAUUCACACGGAUUACAUAUGAAGAGACCAAACUAGGAGACCUAAUUGUACCAGCUGGAGUGCAGUUCUUGUUGCCAGUCAUAUUUGUACACCAUGAUCGUGAAAUUUGGGGAGAAGACGCCAAGGAGUUCAAUCCCGAGAGAUUUUCAGAGGGAAUUGCAAAGGCGACAAAGAACAAGCUUGCUUUCUUCCCAUUUAGUUGGGGUCCUCGGAUUUGCAUUGGGAAUAACUUUGCUUUAAUGGAAGCUAAGUUGGCUAUAUCAACAAUCCUACAACAUUUCUCGUUUGAUCUAUCGCCUUCUUACACUCACUCACCAUCGUAUGUUGUUACACUUCAACCGCGACAUGGUGCUCACUUAAUUCUCCAUAAGAUAUAGCAUCUCCCUUGACUGAUUAUGUUAGCUAUAACUACUGAUGUCUUAAUUCCAGAAUAAUUGUGUACUUUUUCUCAUGGCUUUUGUGUGUAAUAUGGUUUGUGACUUGGUCAUGG
Molecule: messenger RNA, 1670 nt
Organism: Lactuca virosa
Lineage: Eukaryota; Viridiplantae; Streptophyta; Magnoliopsida; Asterales; Asteraceae
Source: the annotation of a GenBank genome assembly